Apis mellifera (honey bee) is the source of this 4436-nucleotide messenger RNA. RefSeq names its product elongation of very long chain fatty acids protein AAEL008004. The transcript is spliced from 6 exons. Gene Ontology annotation, biological process: sphingolipid biosynthetic process; fatty acid elongation, saturated fatty acid; very long-chain fatty acid biosynthetic process. Bases 1054 to 2049 code for a protein of 331 amino acids. Gene Ontology annotation, molecular function: fatty acid elongase activity. Lineage: Eukaryota; Metazoa; Arthropoda; Insecta; Hymenoptera; Apidae. The record is from RefSeq and is a predicted model, not a curated record. Gene Ontology annotation, cellular component: endoplasmic reticulum membrane.
GGCGGCAGUGGUUUUCGUCGUCGGCACGGCGGCCCUCGUUUCCAUCGUUUUCGUCGCGUCGUCCUCGUUGUCGUUCUCGUUGUCAUCCUCGUCUUUGCCGCGAUCGUUUUUUCCUUUUGUCGUUUCAAAAAGACUCUACGUUUAUUCUGUUUGGUUCGACGGUACACUGGCAGAAAACGAGUCAUAUGGAUAUUUGUCAGGGGCGAGGUAGGAAAUCCGUAUGCGAGCACACAGAAGAGUGACAGGUUACGAAUUCGUCGAAAGUGGGAGGGAAAUACAGAAGGAAGAAAAAAAGAAAGGGCGGAAAGGAAGAAAGGAAAAAAGGAGGGAGAAAUAUUGGUAGGAUGAAGCAUCGUGGACGAGGGUAGGGCAACAGAAACCAAUAGUGAGGUGAAUAGGUGGCAGAUAGCGUAAACGGAAAACGGCCAGCAGUUAGAGUAUACAAAAAGGAACGGGGUACCGUCAGUCAAGUGCGACCGCGUGCACAAGACAGUAUUGUGCAGAUAUAACGCUGUUAUCCCUCCUCUUUUUCUUUGAUCUUUGCUCCUUUAUUUUCCUUCUUCUGCCCCUUUCCCAUCCUACUUCUCUUUUUCUUUUCCUUUAAUUUUUCCAUCUGUGAUACGCGCUCGCGACGGAGAGGAGGAACACGACACGUCGAUGAAUGAAACUGACGACGAACAGUUAUCAUUCUUAUUCGCGUUUGCUUGCUUCUAACAGCAAGAAGCAAGCUAAGCUCUCGUUCGUUCUUACCAACGAAACGACAUCGGAUAGAGAUUUAAGAAAGAAGGAAUAUCAAUCAUCUAUACUCAAGAAAAUCUUCACGAGGAUAUUAUACGAAAAAAAUCGCGUUCAUUCUUCGCUAUCGUGAAUUAUCAACGUGCUUAUUUUAUGUAUCAUCGAUCAGGUGACAAGAAGAAAACGAGACGGUAUCAGAAUUUGAGGAAUCGGUGAAGCCGGUAAUCACGGUGCUACGAAACGUUAGGAAGAUAAAGAGAAAGAUAACCAAAAGAAAAAAGGGGAAAAAACAACAACGAAAAACAGACCUCAGCCAAGAUGACAGCCAUAGUGACAGAUCUGGUGCACGGGUACAGGGAUCUGAUGGAUAACAAAUCAGAUCCCAGAGUGAACCAUUGGAUGAUGAUGAGCAGUCCUCUUCCUACCAUGGUGAUAUGCCUGUGUUAUGCGUAUUUCAGCAAAGUUUUAGGACCGAGGAUAAUGGAGAAUAAAAAGCCUUACAAGCUUCGAGGAAUCCUAAUUAGCUAUAACCUGAUCCAAACGCUAUUCUCCACGUGGAUCUUUUACGAGUACUUGAUGAGUGGCUGGGCGAAAGGAUACAGUUUCCGGUGCCAACCGGUCGACUAUUCCAACAACGCUAUGGCGCUACGAAUGGCCAACACAUGUUGGUGGUAUUACAUCAGCAAGUUCACCGAGUUCUUCGAUACCCUCUUUUUCAUUCUGAGGAAAAAGAAUCAGCACGUGUCAACGCUUCACGUAAUCCAUCAUGGCAUAAUGCCAUUUUCAGUUUGGAUGGGCUUGAAGUUCGCACCAGGCGGUCAUAGCACUUUCUUCGCCCUUUUAAACACUUUUGUUCAUAUUAUAAUGUAUUUCUACUAUAUGGUGGCUGCAAUGGGCCCUGAAUAUCAGAAGUAUAUAUGGUGGAAAAAGUACCUGACUACUAUGCAAAUGGUGCAAUUCGUGUUAAUCAUGUGUCACCAGUUCCAGCUUCUUUUUAUAGACUGCGAUUAUCCUCGUAGCUUUAUGAUUUGGAUCGGUUUACACGGCGUGCUCUUUUUAGGUCUUUUUUCGGACUUUUACAAAGCAAAGUACGUAGACAGAAGGGAAAAAUCAGCAAAGAAGUACAGUGUACAAAAUGGGUCGACCGGUCUUUGCAUGCCUGUACUCGAGGAUUCGGCGCCACGACAAAACGGUGUUUCGUCAUACACGACGAUCUACAAUAAGGAAUACAACAAGGAGUAUAACAGCUGUUACAGCAACGGAACAAAUAACGGUUAUGUCGCCAAUAAUAACACGGAGAAAAAGCUCGCUUAGGACAUUCUGAUUUUGGUAAAAGCUCUUGAACAACCGUCGAGAUACCAAAUCACACGAUAUACAGUAUAAUUACACGUUGCCGGCACAUUGACGGUCGUACAGUGACAGUUUAUACACAAAACAUAUACAUAAAAAAAACAUGUCGAACGAUUUCGAUUCGAGUAGUGAUUGCGCGCGACUCCGCCUGGAUCCAAUGUGGCCGUUUCGCAAAGUAAAAUAAACUAUAAUACUAGUUGUAAUUCGCCGUGGAGUCUGUGUUCAUGUUCACGUAUAGAGUCGUCGACGAGAGACAUCUGUCGCGCAGAUACGUUCGAUUUUCCCGCUAACGCUUUAAAUUAUUUCAUAUUAAAAAAAAAACUGUAUCAAACGGGGUGGCGAUUAUGUUUAUGUCGGAAUAGUUUAACGGGGUUUAUAUAAGAAAUAAUUAUUGAUAAUAUUAUUAUUAAUAAGGAGAAAGGGCUCUUUUACCCGUAUUGUUGUAUACAUGUAUUAAUUAUAAUAUAUAUAUAUAUAUAAAAAAAAAAUUCCAUCCGCAACCGGAUUGUGGAUGAGGCUGAAGAAAGUCGUCGACUCGUCGAUGGCUUUAUGAACGGAGAAAAAAAGAGCAAAAAUGGUGAUGAGCCGGUGAUGAACGACCGAGGAAUGCGAAGAGACCAGAGAGAAUAAACGGACAAAAAUUAAAACGCGCACACGAUGAGUAAUAAAUUAAUGAUCGAUCUGUCUCAUCGAUGACAUUAUGUUUUCCGCACGCGAUUGUCGAGAGUGUUUUUUUUUUUUCAUUGCGUGCGUUUAUUGUAUGCGUGAACGAGUGUGAUCGUUUGUUAGUUGUAUAUGAUUACGAGGCAUUUCUUAUUGGGGAGGCAUUGAAACGAUCCCCAUUUACCGUAUUUCCUUAUCGUCCGACUCUGUCUCUCUAUUGCCCCGAUUGUGUUCAAAGCUUUGGUGUUCGUCGUAGAAAUAAGCGUCUGUCGAUUCGCGUUUAAAGAAGGAGAGAAAACGUAUCGAUCCUUCUCCUCUCUUGUUGAAGCUUGAUUCUUCUCUAUUAUUGAAGAAACAUCAUCGAUAUAACUCGGCAAAAAUUGUACAUCAUAUCUUUGAGAAUGUUCGGUUAGCUUUUUGUUAUUCGUAGUCAAUAAUAAAGCCACGCAACAUUUCUUUUUUUUUUUUUAAAUAAAAUAUUCAUGGAUAUAUACAUAUAUAUAUAUAUGUAUAUAUAUAUAUCAGCUGUUGAGGUAGAAUCAAGCUUCUCAAGAGUUUUAAAAAAAAAUUGUCGGCGAAAUUUAUCUCUUGUUCACCGAUGAACUGGUCAUAUUGGUAAAAAAAAAAAAAAGAAGGUCGAAUGCCAAUCGUUCGAAUAUACAUAUGUUAUAUAAAUGCAUGGAGGGAAAGAGAAAACGUUUAUCUAGGAAUCAUAUGAAAUCUCUUGUUAAGGUUACAAACUUUUGUACUCUUCCUAUUACGGAAAGAUGAAGGUUUUUAUUUAUGACCGCACAGAAAUAAAAAAAAAUCUGAGGAAAAAAAAAAAAAAAAGAACAAUUCGAUCCUAUAAAUUUAAUGUUGUAUAUUUUUACAAGGAAAUAAUAGAUCAAUCGCAUAAUAAAAGAAAAAAAAAAAAAAAACGUUGACGUUAAUGGUGUCAAAGACGUGCUUUCUUGUGAAAGUAUUCAUAUUAUGGAAAUGUAUUAUUGCCAAGUUUUAAUAACGUAUUAGAAAAAAAAAAAAAAAUAUUUGAUGAGAAAUGAUUUAUAAUAAAAGAAGUAAAAAAAAAAAAAAAGAAAAAAAAGAGAAACCAACGUCGACAAGACUGUUAAUAUAAUCGUAAAAAACGUACGUGCAAAUAUCAUUUCAACAUCUCGAAAAGACAUUUUUUUUUUUUUUUUUUUUUUCUCUCUCUCUUAAUAUAAAAUUAGCUUUCGAUGAUGUGACGAAUAUGCAUUUCUUUAGUCGACAAAGCUUUUGCUUUUUUUAGUCCUUUGUCACUCAUUCCAAAAUAAUAAGGAAUUGAUCUUCGAGUUACGAUUUAGCAAAUAAUUUUUUAUAUAUCUUUAACGCUCAAAAUAUUAUAAUAACUUGAACCUCUUUUGAACUGAAUUCUUCUUCCGUUUAUAUAAAAUCCCUGUAAUAUCGUUUCUCGGCUAUGGUUCAAAAAUCAAAUCAAAUCAAAUCAUUUCUACCCAGUGAUUAUGCAUUUUCAAUUAUGCAAUCUCGUGUCAACCAAUAUGAAUCAUAAAGGCGUUUCGUUUAAUUGUUUUCUUUUGUUUUUUUCUUUUUCUUUCUUCUUUUUUUUUUUUAUAAUUCAUUAUAAAAAAACUUGUAAAAAUAACUUUAGCAUAGAAAACAAAGCAAUUUCGCACCUGUUAAAGUCUUGCAAAAAAAAAAAAAAAAAA